CCUGGCCUAUUUUAUAAAUGGAUAUUUACCUUUUGUCCAAGCACACAACUCUGGCACGUUGUCCGAGUGCUCUUUAAUUAUAUGUUUCUGAUGAAUUCUCACAUCACUCCUCUCUCUCCUCUUCAACUCCCUAACCUCUCCACUUACUCUCACCCGUAUCCCCACUCCUAUAGCAUUUACCAUCCGCCUCCCUUUUUCUUUCCCUUCUCUCCUUUUUUACCUAUUAGUUAAUAUCAUAUUUAUUGUCUACUAGACUUCAUAUCUUUCAUUGUGAUAAGAUUUAAUUUGACCAUUACAUUGUGUUCAUUGCAAUGCACCCCAUAUCGGCUACAGUUACCAACGAUGGUUCGCUUGCCAUUACUGUCGCUGCUAUAGACUUAAACCCACCACAUGAGACCCUGACCGAGGCUGUUUCUGCAGGUGUUGCAGAGUCUGUUGAUGACGAGCAACCGGAAAAGACUGCCAGCAUAACUACCUCUACAACUGCAACAACAAAUACAACCUCUAAUUCUGGAAAUAGAGUAACAAACACCGAUGAAGCAGGAGCGGAGGAGGCAUCCGUGCAUCAAGAACCACACGACGCUAUCGUAUUUUAUAUGAAUAAUAGCCCAAAACAACAUAGUACAUCGUCCAAGAAUAGUGAACUCAUUGGUGAUGAUGACGAUGACUUCGAUAUGGAGGAACAUGGCCAUGAUCACACAACAAUUCGUGGAGCUGACAAUAGCACAUUUAAGAAAAGCAAUGAGUCGCUGGCGACCGUUGCUGAGAGCACUAUCGAAAAGAUUGUUGGGAUGGCCAUGGCAGUACCAGAUGCAUUACUUUCUCCAAAUGAGCAAGAGAUGGACCCUCAUGAGGUCAUAGAGACUGAGGUUUUUUUGGACGACAAUUAUGGUGGUAAUGGUGACCUGAGAGUAACAUCAAGCGAUGCAAGCGAUGCCAGCUCCAAUGUCAUUACAUCAACACUGACAUCAUCAUCAUCCUCAUCCUCAGAAUUGUCAUCCUCAUCCUCAGAAUUGUCAUCCACAUCUACGUCCGUCUCAUCAUCUUCUUUAUCUUCGUCCUCUACACUCGCAGACUCUUCUUCUCGUCGCCCUUCUGAGAUUGGCACAUCCAAGGAUAUUCUCACGGAGGGACAGGCAUUUGCUUAUGUGGGACUCUGUCUCGUAACAGCCAACACUCUCUUCCUGGCUCUUGAAGGAACUGAAGCUGCUCAUGCCAAGGAAAGCCUCGAGAGCUUUGUUUCCAAACUCAUUUAUCGUCUAUACAAGCACUUGGACAUUGAUGCAGACACACAGCGAACAAUUGCACAGUUGCCUCAAAUGAUGAUCCAGCCCCAAGAUCUUCUCGAGUCAUUUGUUGCAGACGGAACGCAGCGCGUAGUGUCCUCACAGCAGGUGGAUCAAACUAAUGUUUCACUCAAUGGAUCCUCACCUGCCUCUUCUCAACAUUCUCGACAGCCCUCGAUUACAAGCCUAAGCAGUCUUAACAGUAUCCAGCAGCAGCCACCAUCGCCAUCUUUACCAUCAGAGAAUGACCCGAUCUGGGAGAAUAGCAAGCCUCACAAUACUUCACCACUCUCACCUUCCUCCGAUAGUACCUUUUCUAAUAAUACCUCCCCUGUUGAAGCCUCUAUGGGUGAGUCUAGCAAAUCGGAGAUUGAUGGAGAGAAAGAGGAGGCAACAUCGCCCACGACAACUUCAGCAAGUCGUCCCCCGAUUCGCCAUUAUGACACUCCAAAUGGCUUUAGACUGUCUAUUGGCAGUCAAAAAGCCAUUACUGUGGACUUGCGUUGGACAUUAAUUGCAGAUCUCUUUUUGAUCUCUAUCUCGGACUCUAUCUAUGAUGCCCGUGCUCGGGUGUUGCUCAAGGCAGUCGGGACUCAUCUUGGACUUGAAUGGGACGAAAUCGUUUUAUUUGAAAAAGGAAUCAUGAAGCAAUUACAAACCACAGCCAGCGACGGUCUUUUGAAGCCAGAUACGAAAUCCAGGAACAAUGAGAUUCGUAAAAAGAGGAUGAUCAUGAUGGGAUUAGCAACAGUGGGUGGUGGGCUUGUCUUGGGACUUUCAGCUGGUUUGUUCGCUCCUGUCAUUGGUGCAGGUAUUGGUGCAGUCAUGGCAGGGGCACAUAUCACAGGAGCCACAGCAACAGCAGCCUCCGCAUUCCUCGCUGGCAGUGGUGGCGUCGCUGUUAUUACGAGCGGGGCUGCAGUGACGGGAUCUGGACUUGCAAUGAAGAAGAUGGCUAGGCGAACUGCAGGCAUUGACCGAUUUGAGUUCCUGGCCCUCCAUGAUAACAAAAGAGUCAAUGUAAUUUUGACGAUCUCUGGCUGGUUAGAUAUUGGUGAAGAGGAUGCAUCAUUACCUUUUUCAACCCUUGAUCCGAUCAAUGGGGAUCACUUUGCGCUUCUGUGGGAACCAGAUAUGUUGAUGCAAUUGGGAAAUGCUUUAAGUUUGCUGGCAACUGAGGUUAUUACCCUAACGGCACAAGAGAUUCUAAAGCAUACUCUUCUCUCAGCUUUACUAUCGGCUUUGGCCUGGCCUAUGGCUUUAACCCGCCUUGGAUAUCUCAUCGAUAACCCAUGGAGUAUUGCGUUGGAUCGCGCCAAGCUAGCUGGACUCGUCUUGGCGGAUUCUCUUCUAAUGCGAUCUUAUCUGGGUUUCCGCCCAGUGACUCUUGUUGGGUACAGUCUUGGUGCGCGUGUCAUAUUUUACUGCUUGAUGGAGCUUGGACGGCUGGAUGCAUUUGGAAUUGUGGAAAACGCGUAUCUCUUUGGAGCGCCAAUCACAGCAUCCGAGACGCAGUGGCGUCAGGCCCGUAGUGCAGUAGCAGGCGAGUUUGUGAAUGGCUAUCUCCGGAAUGACUGGGUCCUAGGAUUCUUAUUCCGCGCGACAACAGGAGGGUUGGGCACAGUUGCUGGUCUUAGACCAAUCAAAAAUGUUCCAGGAUUGAACAAUAUGGAUCUCACGUCGCAUGUGGAAGGCCAUCUAGACUACCGUGUAAAGGUUCCAUUGUUAAUGAAGCUAAUAGGUCUCAAGGUUACUUCGGAGUCAUUCUUGGACAAGGAAGAGGCUAUUCUCCAUCAACGCUCACUUAAGAUCAAUCCUAGCGAGAAAUUAAGAGCACCCAAACCAUUGAUGCCAUCCAAGGCUGAGCUGGCAAAGUCGGAGGCGUUGACUGAGAAUGAAAAGAUACAACUUGAGAUUGCGUUCCGAAGACCAGCUCCCAAAGCCAAAGUACCUAAUCUGGAUGAACUCAAAGGUCUGACCCCUGAGGAGAAGGAGGCAUUACGCGAAGUUCUUAUGAAUGCUGCCGCACAAGGAGGAGAUGUAUCCUCACCUCUGAGCUCGCACUCCAAGUAGAAGUGAUUUAUCAAAGAUAUAUUUGUAAUUAUUAGAAAUACUGUAACAUUUCAUUCAAUAAACUAGAAGUUAGCGG
Molecule: messenger RNA, 3435 nt
Organism: Lobosporangium transversale
Lineage: Eukaryota; Fungi; Mortierellomycota; Mortierellomycetes; Mortierellales; Mortierellaceae
Exons: 5
Coding region: 312-3359 (1015 amino acids)
Source: RefSeq, a predicted model, not a curated record